Messenger RNA from Odobenus rosmarus divergens (Pacific walrus), 1161 nucleotides. It is a transcript of the gene NAAA, whose product is annotated as N-acylethanolamine acid amidase. Gene Ontology annotation, molecular function: fatty acid amide hydrolase activity. The transcript has 10 exons. NCBI's taxonomy places the organism in Eukaryota, Metazoa, Chordata, Mammalia, Carnivora, Odobenidae. The record is from RefSeq and is a predicted model, not a curated record. Bases 51 to 1121 code for a protein of 356 amino acids. Gene Ontology annotation, biological process: fatty acid metabolic process. Gene Ontology annotation, cellular component: lysosome.
GGGGCUCGCUGGCCACCGCGGUCCCAGUUGCGGCCGCCGGAGCCCGAGCCAUGCGAGCCGCGGGGUCGGGGGCGCGCCCGGGGCUGGCGCUGCUGCUACUUUUGGCCGGGGCCGGGGCGUUGGCCGCCGCCUUGCCCCCAGCCCCGCCGCUCUUCAACGUGAGCCUGGACGUGGCGCCCGAGCUGCGCUGGCUGCCCGUGCUGAGGCACUUCGACCUCGACUUCUUGCGCACCACGAUGGCGCACAUCCUCGGGAAUAAGGUCCCCAAGUGGGUCCACGCAUUGAUUGGAAAGGUGGUCGAGGAGCUGGCGCGCUUCCUGCCCCAGCCCUUCACCGACGAGAUCCGUGGCAUGUGCGAAGUCCUGAACUACAGCCUGGCCGACUGCCUGCUGCUCAACCUGGUUUACGAGUCCACCGCAUUCUGCACCAGUAUUGUGGCUCAAGACUCCAGAGGCCACAUUUACCAUGGCCGGAAUCUGGAUUAUCCUUUUGGAAAUUUCUUACGCAAGUUGACUGUGGAUGUGCAGUUCUUAAAGAAUGGGCAGGUUGCAUUCACAGGAACCACAUUUAUUGGCUAUGUAGGAUUAUGGACUGGUCAGAGUCCAUACAAGUUUACAGUUUCUGGCGAUGAACGAGACAAAGGCUGGUGGUGGGAGAACAUGAUCGCUGCCCUUUUCCAGAGACACUAUCCAAUCAGCUGGCUUAUCCGCACUACCCUGAGUGAGUCAGAAAACUUUGAAGCAGCUGUGUAUAAACUGGCCAAGACUCCCCUAAUUGCUGAUGUUUAUUAUAUUGUCGGUGGUACGUCCCCCCGGGAGGGAGUAGUCAUCACGAGGAACAGAAAUGGCCCAGCAGACAUUUGGCCUCUAGAUCCUUUAAAUGGAGCGUGGUUCCGGGUGGAGACAAAUUACGACCACUGGAAGCCAGUACCUAAGAAAGAUGACCGAAGAACGCCUGCCAUCAAAGCCCUUAAUGCCACGGGCCAGGCAAACCUUAGCGUGGAGACGCUCUUCCAGGUUUUGUCUGUGUUUCCGGUGUGUAACAACUACACAGUUUAUACUACAGUAAUGAGUGCUGCCAACCCAGAGAAGUACAUGACUAGGAUCAGAAACCUGGGUUAAAAGUAAGUAAGCAGAAGAGUGGAUUCAACCAUGCUAUGAA